AUGUUUCCUCAGAGGAACAAGGAAAGUGUUUUCGUGCCUCUCUUCAAAAGGCAGGUCGACGUCAUAGUCUUAUUGGCCUCGUUCCCCUGUGCCUUAUCGCGACCCCUCACUGAAGCUCCCUCAACAUCAGCCACAUGUUCGUGUAAGUGGAGAAACAUCACGCCGCUCAGGUACCUCGUCUUGCGCAGAGGCCAUGGACGGGAGCCUGAGGUGCCCGGCGCAACUGCAAGCUGCUGCAACUCGAACCUCCCUCUAACAUCAUCCAUCUUUAUUGCCGUGCCCUCAAUCAUCAACAUUGGCAUCGGGCAUCAGUCACUCUCGUCGCAUCCUAUCCUUCUUCUGUUGCCAGGCCAUAAUCAAUCCAGACCCUCUUCAUAA
Colletotrichum lupini is the source of this 378-nucleotide messenger RNA. RefSeq lists its product as uncharacterized. The coding region runs from base 1 to 378 and encodes 125 amino acids. Lineage: Eukaryota; Fungi; Ascomycota; Sordariomycetes; Glomerellales; Glomerellaceae. The record is from RefSeq and is a predicted model, not a curated record. The transcript has 2 exons.